CCCCAGGACUCAUGAAUGUCACUUUGGAAGCCCCCGUGUGGCUGCAGGCUGGGGCUGUCAAGUUGCUCCCCCGUGACACUGUCUCCACUCUCCCCCCAGCUGCGCUGACACAUGGAUGCACAGGGCCUGGCCAAGAAGUGGUGUCCCUGGCGCCAUUUUCUCCUCUGGAUGCUGCUGCAGCUGCUUUUCACUCUGUGCUUUUUCUCUUACCUGCGUUGGUCCAGAGAAGACCCGGUGUGGUCCCCCAUCUCCAGGGCCCACACAGCAGAAUCUCUCACCACAGCUCCCGAUGGGUCACCAGGGCCAGUGUCCUCCCAAGGGGCACCUUGCUGGGCCACGAACGGGUCCUCGGGCCGCCCACCGCUGCUGCUUUUGCUGUGGACGUGGCCAUUCCAUAGCCCCGUGACUCUGUCCCGCUGCUCGGACCUCCGGCCGGGCACAGCCGACUGCCAGCUGACGGCCGACCGCCGUGUGUACCAUAAGGCAGAUGCAGUCCUCAUGCACCACCGAGAGAUCGGCUACAGACCAAAGGAGCAGCUCCCGACUUCCCCGCGGCCACCGGGCCAGCGCUGGGUCUGGUACAGCAUGGAAUCGCCCAGCCACUGUCCACAGCUGAAAGCCCUGGAUGGUUACUUCAAUCUCACCAUGUCCUACCGCAGAGACUCGGACAUCUUCACGCCCUACGGCUGGCUGGAGCCAUGGCCGGACCAGCCAGCUGCCCUGCUGGUCAAUCUCUCCGCCAAGGCUGAGUUGGUGGCCUGGGUGGUGUCCAACUGGAGGGAGGACUCGGCCAGGGUGCGUUACUACCGCACCUUGCAAGCUCACCUCAAAGUGGACGUGUACGGGCAAAACCACAAGGCCCUGCCACGGGACGUCAUGAUCCAGCAGCUGUCCCAGUACAAGUUUUACCUAGCGUUCGAGAACUCCCUGCAUCCUGACUACAUCACGGAGAAGCUGUGGAGGAACGCCCUGGACGCCUGGGCCGUGCCCGUGGUGCUGGGUCCCAGCAGGAGGAACUACGAGCAGUUC
Ailuropoda melanoleuca (giant panda) is the source of this 1029-nucleotide messenger RNA. RefSeq names its product galactoside 3(4)-L-fucosyltransferase-like. Gene Ontology annotation, molecular function: alpha-(1->3)-fucosyltransferase activity. The transcript has a single exon. The record is from RefSeq and is a predicted model, not a curated record. Gene Ontology annotation, cellular component: membrane. The annotation marks the transcript as partial. Lineage: Eukaryota; Metazoa; Chordata; Mammalia; Carnivora; Ursidae.